Molecule: messenger RNA, 596 nt
Organism: Cyprinus carpio (common carp)
Lineage: Eukaryota; Metazoa; Chordata; Actinopteri; Cypriniformes; Cyprinidae
Product: cystatin-B-like
Cellular component (GO): cytosol
Molecular function (GO): cysteine-type endopeptidase inhibitor activity
Source: RefSeq, a predicted model, not a curated record
UAUGAUCUCUAGACAACAUAAAUACUGCAGCAGUGACAUUUCUGUGAACUGGACUGUCUAAAAUAUUAUUUUUUAUACAUCUCGACACCAAUUACAGCAAUGGCAACAUUGAUUGGAGGUCCAUCCGCGGUGAUGCAAGCCACACCCGAAGUGCAGAAGAUCUGCGAUGAGAUCAAACAUCAUGCAGAAACGAAGGCAGGGAAGAAGUUUGCUGUUUUCGUCGCCAAAUCUUUCACCACUCAGGUCGUGGCCGGGACCAACUACUUUAUCAAGGUAAAUGUUGGAGGCGAUGAAUUCGUUCAUCUGAGGGUUCAUAAGUCGCUUCCUCACACUGGACAAAAACUGCAUCUGGAAAGCAUCCAGACAUUGAAAACUCAACAGGAUCUUAUUGAAUACUUCUAAUGCAUGCACACAGAUAAUAAAAUUCCAUACUGUUUGUAUACAAAAUAGGUUGAUAUGUGUGAUAUAUAUUUCAAUAAUGCUGUUAUAAAAGCUUUAUUCAGUUCUACACCAUCAAAUGAUCUCCAGUCCAGUGCCUACUGUAUCUAGAGGAGUUUUAUAAGACCAGCACAGCUUUGUUUUUGACAAACAUUAUA